Molecule: messenger RNA, 735 nt
Organism: Prionailurus viverrinus (fishing cat)
Lineage: Eukaryota; Metazoa; Chordata; Mammalia; Carnivora; Felidae
Product: predicted GPI-anchored protein 58
Exons: 2
Coding region: 1-735 (244 amino acids)
Source: RefSeq, a predicted model, not a curated record
AUGGAAGGGCCCCAUCAGAGUCCAGGGAAGGCAGCCCAGGCCAAAGGGAAGAAGUUGGGGGAAAACGCCAAGGCAACCGGGGGACGAUGGGAGCAGGGAGAAGCCCUAGCGGCCCUGUCCCCGCAAGAAGAGAACCCGCUCAGACGAACUCCGCAUCUGGGCACAGGCACGGAGGAGCAGCAGUCUUCCUGGCCGAGUAGGCCGAAGACGGAGCCAGGGGUCGCCAUAGCUGGAAACCGAGGGAGCCCCAGGGGAGACAACCCCAACUGCACGCACGUUGCCCUCACACCAGGCACCGGCAGCGGAACCUCCUGGCCAGACCUACAGCACCCCGUCCCGCCCCGGUCUCCGGCGGACCCUGCCCCAGCCUCCUGGCCGCUCCCGGAACCACUCCGGCCUUUGCCGCCUCCAGACGUUGCCCUCGGUGGUCCCGCCGCCCCGCUCGGCCUCGAGAGGGAUUCGGGCGCCCGACCACUGUCAGCCUGGAGGCACGGAGCGCAGCACAGGCGAAGGUUACCUAGCACACUCGGCCGGGUUGCGCGGCCUUCUGGGACUUGUAGUCCACCUGCCCUGGAGCCUCAGACUACAACGCCCGGAAGGCAUCGCGCCGCGCUCCGCCCAAUGGAAACGCUCGGUGAACCGCCUUCUCCCCUUUCGGGGCCCACCUCCUCGCCCAGCCCGCCUUUUUCUGCUGUUGGCCCCUUGAGCGGCGGCAGUGGUCCUGGAGCUGCGUGA